AUGCCUUCUCCUUCCUCCUCACCUUCCGACCCGACUUCCCUCAAGUCCACCGCCAAGACAACGACGAUUCCUCCGCCGUACCAUCACCGGUUCUCCUUCCAUCUUCCACCACCGCCGCAAUUGAGUACCAGCCUCACCAUCGUGACUACCCACUUCCACCGCCUCCUCCUCUCCCCAUAG
Molecule: messenger RNA, 180 nt
Organism: Arabis nemorensis
Lineage: Eukaryota; Viridiplantae; Streptophyta; Magnoliopsida; Brassicales; Brassicaceae
Source: the annotation of a GenBank genome assembly